UGAAGAAAGUUUAUAAAUUUCCGAAGACUUUUCCUUCGAAUUUUCGUGUAUUUUUACAUGAAAAAGUGAAUUUUUUUCACAGUAAAGUCACUUUUGGGAUCUUGCAGUGACGUGCCAGCAUGGAGACGUUCGUUGUGGAUACCGUAACGCCCAUUAUUUCAUAUUUCGGGGACAUUCCUUUAUUUCGGUCGCUGGAAAAUCAAAUUAUCACGUCAAUUUCCAAUGAUUCGUGUGAAUGGCGACGAUCGUAUGGGCGACCCACGAAAAAUAUAACUUUUAAACGAGCUGCCACGAAGGUUUUUGACCCCAAAUCGCUCGAGGCGUAUAAAAUGGGCAAAUGGAGUGUCAUUGAUCAGCCUGUUUUGCAUAUUUUUGUCACAGAAUGUGCUGAUGUAGAGACUUACAAAUCGACUGUUAAAGAAGAAAUCGAACAAUGGUUGAAACAACUGACGUCAUUUGGUGUCGAAGACUGGAUGAUUUUGCUCGUAGAGACAAUCGACAUGAAAAAAACGAAAAAUAUCCUGCCACGAACGACAGUUCUCGACAAAUUACGUCUCGAUUUCGGGUCGAAGCAAGGAGAUCGCGUCAUUUCCAUCUUAAAUCCGACCAAAUUUGAGUCUCGUGCUACGGAAUCUUUUCGUUCGCUCCUUCAGCGCAUCCGGUAUCUCAUGCUUACCGGUUACAACAAGAACAUUAACAAGUACGAGGAGCUAAUUCGAGGCAAUCGUGAUAGACGAAACAAGGAAGGAUGGAGUUUUCUUCAGUAUUUUCUGUUGCAGGAAGAUUUGGCGUUCGUUUUGGAGAUGCUGGGACUCCCGAUGGAAGCUUUGGUGCAAUAUGACGAACUUGAAGCCAUGUUUUCGCAAUUCAUUUUGAACUCAAUUUAUGGCGACAAACCCGUUUGGCUGAAAACUUUCGGGCAACCAUGCAACAGAUUCAUCGGAAUAAACCUCGAGAAGCGACAAUUGAAUCAAAUUCGUCAGAAAAUCAUCGAAGGCAGUGUUAGUUUGCUCGAUUUUCGAACUUAUUUGUUCGAACGACAAUGCACGUUACUGAGUGCAGCGGAAAAACCAUGGGAAACGGCAGAACGACUGAUGCCAUUUUUGUAUGCGACAGAAAAAGAGCUGGAAAUCCUGAAUAUUGAGACGGCAGAUGGAUCAUUGGCUUGCUGGGAGUUCAUUUGUGGCUUGGAAGUGCUAAAUUUGUGCGAUCAGGUACAAGAAAGCAAAGAUAUUCUCAAAUGUUCGCAAUAUUCGGCGGCGAUUUGGAAUCUAGCAAAGGAUAAACUUUAUGAGCUCGGUGAGAUGUGCGGACUGCUUCCGGGACAUUCCCCAACGUCAGAACAACUGCACAAAGUCGUACUUUUAUCAGCUGGCAUGGAACACAACACCGACAAGCCGAUUCAGGAACCCGAUUUGAAGUCAGUUGUCGCUUCGCCUGCUCGUCGCAUCCGAAAAUCAGCAAUUGAACGUUUGAAAGAAGCUCUCGGCACGAAUCAAGCCUUCCAGAAGCUCUAUUUGGAGUUGAGCGAGUUGUCAAUCAGCACGUACAAGCACGUUUCUCGUCUGCGUUUCGCUCGUCUCGUCGGUUUGGAUCUCGGAGAUUUUUACAUGUCGCUGAAUGAACCGCAAAAAGCCGUCGUUUUUUACACUGACAUCCUACGUGAACUUAAAACCGAAAGUUGGGGCUUCUUACUUGGAAAAGUGUUGCUCAAACUCGUCGAAUGCUACAAAAAAACCGACGACAAAGUAAAUUACGCGAAAACGUGUGCGGCAAUUGCGUGUUCCGUCGAAUUGGAAAUCCUCGAUCGCAUGAAGUAUUUUGACGAAUUUUUAAAGCUCCUGGAUAAGGGAAUGGCGCCGAAAGAAUUGACGCCGGAGCAUGUCGAGGCGGGAAAUCAAUCGGUAAUGGCAGCGUUGGAAGAUCAUUUUAAAAUUGUUGACAUUCAUUUGGAGAACGAAGGUCCCGUGAUACAAGAUCAGCAAGUUUCUGUCAUCUUAACGGUCGAUAGUCACUUUCCGCGCGAGAUUUUCAUGGAAAAAUGCCAAGUUUCGCUCGAAAUGUGCGACAAGGACGCGUUAACGGACAAUUUUGGAGGCAUUGCAUUCGAAAAUGCGCGUUUACCGAUGCGACUCGUACUGGAUUACAAGCAAGAUGGCACUUUGAAUUGUGCUUCAGUGGCUUGCGGGGCAAAAGGAAAGUUGCCUGUGCGACGUACAAGCAGUGCACGACGAAAAGUAUCGAUUACAAAUCGAACGGACUUUACAAAUGCUCUCUCCGCGACAAAUAUUUUACUCAAGCCAGGCCUCAAUAUGAUCGAAAUCUCAACGAAAGCGACUCGCGUUGGAUUUUGGGCACUUAAACAAGCCGCUUUUCACAUAAAGUCCUUUGAAUUUUUGUCAGAAUCGCUGCCAGAGACUGUUGGCUUCGAAAUAACGACAAAAUCUUCCUCCGUCGUACUGAGUUUUAAAAAUUUGAUUGCCGGAUUGGAGCAAAGUGUCAAAUUAAUCGUGUCAGGAGGCAGUUUUCAUUUCCCCAAAGACGCCAGUAUCAUCUUAAAAUGCUCCAAACAUCUGCGGAUGCGUCAAAAAACCGAUGACGUGUUAAAAAACUUCUUUGAACGUGAAACAACAGUCAAAUUAACGGAUUUCAAGUCUUUCGAAGAACGCAUUAUCGAGCUGGAAGCCAUUUGUGAUCUCAUGCCAGGUCGUCGUGAUGACAAACAAAUCGAGCAACAAGUCAAGUUGCAAUGCCCGUGGACCCGAAACGAAGUUGUCAUUCCGUUGCACUUCCAACCGGCGCUUUUUGCUUCGUGUCGUCUCCAUUCCUCGGGAAAUCGCAAGUUCCUACAAGUAAUUGUCAAAAGUGCUUAUGAGGGCAAAUUAAUUUUGUCGAAUGCCAUUAUGAAAUGUACUGCCGAUGGCGUUUCCUUAACCGAUAUAAAUCCGAAGACGCAAAAUGAGAUCGGAAUCACGAAAAGUGUUCAAGUUUCGUAUUUAUGGGAGAUUCAAGUUGAACCCCUGAAGACGGAAAUUGAGUUGCCCGUCAUUCAAGUCGAAUUCGGGAUACAAUAUUGCGAAGCGACGAUUCCUGCGAAGAAGAGAAAUUUCAAUUGCACAUUCGAUGUCAUGGAUUACACGACAUUAUUCAAGAUCCAAGCGAAAAUUGAGCCAUCCGAACUUUGUAGAGUUGGGUCCGUGUGUCAUUUGCAUCUAACGAUCUCGAAAGUCAACGAAAAUCCACAUAAGCAACUCAUGUACGAGGUACUUGCAGAUCAGAAUUUUUGGGCAAUUUGUGGAAGAACAGCUGGCGUCGCAACUCUCGCCGAAAAUAACGAGGAAUCAAUUACGUUGGAUGUCAUGCCGUUAUCUGCGGGAUUUCUUCCAUUGCCGGGUAUUCGAUUGUCAAAAUACAUUUCAGCGGGACAAAAAACAGAUUCGCCUCGCUUGUUGCCAUUCCAACCGGGGCAAAUUUAUAAUUCGACAAAAAGUUUGCAGAUUCAUGUGCUUGCUAGCAAUCCUGCGGAUUAAUCCCGUUUUUUUUUUAUUAAUUUUGUUUAAAAAUUUAAAAAUCAAUCCAAUAUUGUAUUAUUUAUGCUUCUAUUGAAAAAAAAAUAAUAAAUCAAAAUAUAUAUUUGAAUCAA
Molecule: messenger RNA, 3643 nt
Organism: Culicoides brevitarsis
Lineage: Eukaryota; Metazoa; Arthropoda; Insecta; Diptera; Ceratopogonidae
Gene: SIDL
Product: trafficking protein particle complex subunit 10
Exons: 4
Coding region: 120-3530 (1136 amino acids)
Biological process (GO): early endosome to Golgi transport; intra-Golgi vesicle-mediated transport
Cellular component (GO): TRAPPII protein complex
Source: RefSeq, a predicted model, not a curated record